AUACUACAACGUUCUUCUGGACACGUAACACCAGUCCUUUCAUGUGUAGGAGGAACGCUGCGAUGCCCAUGUGACCAUUGUUUUUUUCCAUAGAAUGUCACACGAAUUUUAGUGUUCCACCUCAAACCCAGCCAAUGAAAAGUGGCCCAGUGCUUGACGGCGACAUGGUUUACGAUGACCAUGGGCGCUCUUAUCUCUUAUCUUAGCAAAUACGUGUUUAUUGCGAAGCUGCUCUCCAACUGCACAGGACCACAGCCUGGAUCAUGCACACUAGAGGAAAUGCAUGCUGCUGUUCGUUUGAAGACUACAAGCUGACUACAGAAUGGCUGCUGAGCCAGACAAGACACCGGCCAAAAAUUGCUGUGAUCUGCGGGUCGGGGCUAGGCCUCCUGGCUGACUGUGUCCUCAACAAGCAGACCUUCCAUUACAAAGAGAUCCCCAAUUUCCCCGUGAGCACAGUUCCUGGCCAUGAAGGCCGUUUGGUGUUUGGGCACAUUAAGGAUAAAUCCUGCGUCUUCAUGCAAGGAAGAUUUCACCUUUACGAGGGAUAUUCAUUGUGUAAGAUUACAUUCCCCGUGAGGAUAUUCAAGCUGAUGGGAGUGGAGACUAUCAUUGUGACGAAUGCUUCAGGAGGCCUGUGUCAGGACUUCAAAGUGGGAGACAUCAUGAUCAUUAAGGACCACAUUAACUUGCCGGGCUUCGCAGGACAGCACCCACUGUGCGGACCCAAUGAUGAGCGGUUUGGGAUCCGAUUCCCAUGCAUGUCGGACGCCUACAGCAAAGACCUGCGGAAGCUGGCCCUGGACAUCAGCGCCGAGCUGGGCUACUCUGACUUCGUUCGGGAGGGCGUGUACUGCAUGGUCAGUGGGCCCAACUUUGAGACCAUCGCCGAGGCCCGCAUGCUGCAGAUUCUAGGGAGCGACUCCGUGGGCAUGAGCACGGUUCCCGAGGUGACAGUGGCCAAGCACUGCGGCCUGCGCGUGUUGGGACUGUCCCUCAUCACCAACAAGGUGUCGCUGGACUACAACCACGAGGAGAAAGUAAACCAUGAAGAGGUGCUGCACAUCAGCAAGAUGAGGGCGGAGAUGCUGCAGAAGGUCCUCAACACCCUCAUUGCCCGUUCCCAUCAGGUCGAUGGGAUUAACAGCAACUAGGACGCCUCUUUCCUGUACCCCCCACCACAUUUCAAAACCUGCUCCCCUUGCAGGCCCUCGCAGGGUGUCUACUUGUAAUCACCUCAUGCCCCAAAACAACCUUUAUGCAAUGCACAUCUCUGACAAACUGCAACUCUAAUUUCCCAUGCAUACUGAUAUCCAUGUAUGCCUACGUUGAAGACAGUGCAUAUAUUAAAGUGCAAAAAAAUGAAAUGAAAUAAAACAUAUUCCAGAUAUUACAUAAAAUUAUUCUGCACAUACUGUAUUAGCAUUAAGGUACCUGUGUAUCAGUUGUGUGUCCACUUUCACAUGUAAUUUCAUGCAUGCAUGAUCACAUACAUUACAAAAUGAUUUACUGUACAUGUAGAAAAUGGAUGCAUUUAUAUUGAUUAUACACAAUAUGGUUGUCUAGCCAAAGCCACAUAAUUUAUUUAAUUAAAAUAUAGAGAAGUGUAGAUGA
Messenger RNA from Anguilla rostrata (American eel), 1614 nucleotides. RefSeq names its product purine nucleoside phosphorylase 4b (gene pnp4b). The transcript has 6 exons. NCBI's taxonomy places the organism in Eukaryota, Metazoa, Chordata, Actinopteri, Anguilliformes, Anguillidae. Gene Ontology annotation, cellular component: cytoplasm. Gene Ontology annotation, molecular function: purine-nucleoside phosphorylase activity. Bases 264 to 1154 code for a protein of 296 amino acids. Gene Ontology annotation, biological process: nucleoside metabolic process. The record is from RefSeq and is a predicted model, not a curated record.